AUGGGAAGAGCAAGGAACAUUUUAAGCUUCGGCUUAAUUCUGCUACAUACCCUUUAUUUAAAUCUGACCACAGCUGAUAUUCCUGCCCAUGUAGAGAUUAAAAAUUUGGUGGGAAAAUGGAAGAUUCAAAGGACACAAACAUCUCCGAAAAUGACAACCUGUGGAUCACACCAACCUAACAACAACAUUUUUAAUGUAAAAAUUACAGAUUAUAAAAAGUACUUGUUGGACAACCACUACAAGUUUACCUCUGACUUGUAUGUCAUUCUAUCGGACGACUUUGUGCCAUAUGGAGAUAUGCACGAUACGACUGGCAAUGAACAUCGAAAGAAUUGGAAGGUAUUAGUUGUGUAUGAUGAACAUAAGAGGAAGAUAGGUACAUGGACCACCAUUUGUGAUGAAGGAUUUGAAAUUAGAUUAGGUAAUGAAACGUAUACUGCUUUUAUGCAUUAUGAACCCACUGGCAAGUGUGGAGAAGCCAAAGAGGAUGAUCAAACAGAUUCCAAUGGAGAGACAGAUUGCUACACCACCAAUUAUAACAAGAUCAGAUUCGGAUGGGUAGAUAUAAACAAAUCGAAGGAUGAGAAAUUAUAUGGCUGCUUCUACGCGGAGAGAUAUCAUGUAUCAGCUGAUCCUUCCGAUAUAGCAAGCACGCAACAGAACAUCUCAAAUGAAGCGAGCGUAGACAGUUUUCUAAAUUCGCAUAACUUCUUGUACCCUGCGACAUCUGCCGCUAUGUCGGGAAGUAACGACAAGCCAACUUUCACCAAGAGGAAAAACAUGCACAUUGAUCAGAAUAGCGAACUGUACUGGCACAAGAUGAAACACCACGGGAAGAAGAAGCCCAUAAGCAGAGAGAUGAUGAUGAAUGCGAAGCAGAGAUAUGCUUGUCCAUGUAACAAGGAUGAGCAUGUACAGGAUGAAGUGAAUAAUGGAGAUAAUCCAGAUCAACCUGUAUCGCCUGUGUCGCCAGUAUCGCUCAUGCAAUUGGGAAAUCGAACCGGAGAUGAUGAAACGAACGAAAUGGAUCUGGAAAAUUAUGAAGACACGGAGAAAUCUCCCCACAGGGAAUUAGAAAUAGAUGAAUUGCCAAAGAACUUCACCUGGGGAGAUCCAUUUAAUAAGAACACAAGAGAAUACGACGUCACGAAUCAGUUGUUAUGCGGUUCUUGUUACAUCGCCUCUCAGAUGUAUGUCUUUAAGAGAAGAAUUGAAAUUGGAUUAACAAAAAAUCUGGACAAAAAGUACCUUAACAAUUUCGACGAUCUCUUGUCAAUACAAACAGUUCUUUCAUGUUCUUUCUAUGAUCAAGGAUGUAAUGGAGGUUACCCUUAUUUGGUCGCUAAAAUGGCCAAAUUACAAGGUAUUCCUUUAGAUAAGGUUUUCCCAUACACAGCCACAGAACAAACCUGUCCAUACAAGGUCGACCAAUUUGCUAUGGUAACUCCCGCAGCGGGUAGUAACCCUUCCACAGCAACAACGAAAAACUUGAGGCAAAUAAACGCAGUUAUGUUUAGCACAGGAACAAGAAACGAUAUGCAUGCGAAUUUUAAAAACCCCAUAAGUGAUGACCCAGAGAAAUGGUAUGCAAAGGAUUACAACUACAUCGGUGGAUGCUACGGAUGCAACCAAUGCAAUGGAGAAAAAAUAAUGAUGAACGAGAUUUACAGAAAUGGUCCUAUCGUUGCUUCCUUUGAGGCAACCCCUGAUUUUUACGAUUAUGCUGAUGGGGUAUAUUACGUUAAGAACUUCCCUCACGCAAGAAAAUGUACUGUAGAUGCCACGAAGAAGAAUUUCGUUUACAACGUUACUGGAUGGGAAAAGGUUAAUCACGCCAUUGUUCUAGUCGGAUGGGGAGAGGAAGAAAUCGAUGGUACUAUGUACAAGUACUGGAUAGGCCGAAACAGCUGGGGUAAAAAUUGGGGUAAGGAAGGUUACUUUAAGAUAAUUCGUGGUCUCAACUUUAGUGGUAUCGAGAGUCAGACACUCUUCAUCGAGCCCGAUUUUACUCGCGGCGCGGGUAAGAUCCUUCUGGAAAAACUGAAAAAUGAGUAA
Plasmodium knowlesi strain H is the source of this 2055-nucleotide messenger RNA. RefSeq names its product dipeptidyl aminopeptidase 1, putative. Lineage: Eukaryota; Apicomplexa; Aconoidasida; Haemosporida; Plasmodiidae. The transcript has a single exon. The record is from RefSeq and is a predicted model, not a curated record. Gene Ontology annotation, molecular function: cysteine-type endopeptidase activity. Bases 1 to 2055 code for a protein of 684 amino acids. Gene Ontology annotation, cellular component: lysosome.